Drosophila hydei is the source of this 611-nucleotide messenger RNA. RefSeq names its product ubiquitin-like-conjugating enzyme ATG10 (gene Atg10). NCBI's taxonomy places the organism in Eukaryota, Metazoa, Arthropoda, Insecta, Diptera, Drosophilidae. Bases 74 to 598 code for a protein of 174 amino acids. Gene Ontology annotation, biological process: protein lipidation; protein modification by small protein conjugation; macroautophagy. The record is from RefSeq and is a predicted model, not a curated record. The transcript is spliced from 4 exons. Gene Ontology annotation, cellular component: intracellular anatomical structure. Gene Ontology annotation, molecular function: Atg12 transferase activity.
UGCGAAUGUCAAUAAUUGGACUGACUAUCGAAAUUAUUUGCGAGUCUGCGAAUGGCAAACGAAGUGGAUUAAGAUGAGUGAUUCCAUGACUUGGCUGGAGUUUCUUAGUCAGGCUAAGGGAUUUCUGGCUAUAUCUUCAAAAUUAAAUGACAGCUGGCAGCUUAUUGAAAAGGACAAGCAUGAGCCUAAUACUUUCCUGAAAUACGCUCAGAAAGUCAAAUAUAAAGAUGAGCUGAUAAAUGUGGAGUAUCACAUCGUAUACAGCAUUUCUUAUCAAGUGCCCAUGCUUUACCUACAAGCUCAUCGAUCAGAUGGUGGCCUUUUGGAUAUAGAGGCCACAUGGAAUCUUUUUAUGCCAGAAAUGCCUCGUAGCGAUCUUUAUCAAAUGUUAACGCAAAUGGAACAUCCGGUGCUGUUUCGUCCUUUUAUGACGUUGCAUCCCUGCCGCACCUGCGAGAUCUUAUCCCAGUUUGGCAAACAGAGUACAAAUCUUAUACUAACCUUUAUAAGUAUUUAUGGACCUUAUGUUAAGCUAGAGUUAUCAAAUAGUUACGGUUUGAUUAACGAAGAAAAUGAAAAAUAUGAAAUGAAAAUGUAAUUUAAACAUAAUA